This is a messenger RNA of Tauraco erythrolophus (red-crested turaco), 533 nucleotides long. The record is from RefSeq and is a predicted model, not a curated record. Lineage: Eukaryota; Metazoa; Chordata; Aves; Musophagiformes; Musophagidae.
GGUUGAUCCGUAUGGGUUUGAAAGGCCAGACGACUUUGAUUAUGCAUCCUAUGAAGCAUUCUUUUCCAGAUAUCUAGUGGUACUCACUAGAAGAGCAAUAAAAUGGUCCAAGCUCCUAAAGGGGAAUAACAAUAUACAGAAGAGUUUAAAAGUGAAAAGAUACAUCAGGAAGGGCAUCCCCAAUGAACACCGUGCAUUGAUCUGGAUGAUUGUGAGUGGGGCCCAAACCAACAUGGAACAAAACCCUGGAUAUUACCACAGACUGCUUGAAGGAGAGAAGAAUGACAAGCUGAUUGAAGCAAUCAAAACAGACAUGAACAGAACAUUUCCAGAUAACGUAAAAUUCCGCAAAACUGCUGAUCCGUGUUUGCAGAAUACACUCUACAACGUAUUGGUAGCAUAUGGACAUCAUAAUAAAGCAGUAGGAUAUUGUCAGGGCAUGAACUUCAUAGCUGGAUACCUGAUUCUUAUUACAAAGAAUGAAGAGGAGUCCUUUUGGUUGCUGGAUGCUCUCAUUGGAAGAAUAUUGCCUG